Messenger RNA from Rotaria sp. Silwood1, 249 nucleotides. NCBI's taxonomy places the organism in Eukaryota, Metazoa, Rotifera, Eurotatoria, Philodinida, Philodinidae. The record is from the annotation of a GenBank genome assembly.
AUGGUUAAAAUUGCAAUGAAACUUCAUGCAAAAGAUGAUCCAAAACAAAAAUCACGUAUUCUUGAUGAAUUAAAACGAUCACUUGAGCAUCUUAAUCAAGGCAAAGAUCUCGAUGAUAUACAAAUAACUUCAGAAGAGUUUAUUCAAUUAUUAAUGGAAAAUAAAGAAUUAUGCGAAUUAGUAUCACCGUUCAGUAUUGAACAACCACAAGAUGUCAAUGCUCAACAGCCACAUGCUCAGUCAAAAUAG